AUGUAGGAGCCUACGGUAAACAGAGUGAUAGCGGUACGUUUUUAGCCUCAGAUUUAUAUGACAUACUCGAUAACUACAAAAAUUCAUUACCUCUUCCUACAAAAAUCAAAGAUACCGAAAUUGUUAUGCCAUAUGUAAUGCUUGCUGAUGAUGCCUACCCUUUAAAAGAGUAUAUAUUGAAGCCAUAUUCAAAGCGAAAACUGACACAUGAAGAAAUGAUAUUUAAUUAUAGACUUUCACGUUCUAGACGUUGUGUCGAAUGUGCGUUUGGAAUAAUGUGUACCAAGUGGAGACUGUUAUACAAACCUAUCGAAACUAAAAUUGAAAAAGCAGAAAACAUUGCCAAAGCCAUAACUUUACUGCAUAACAUAAUAAUAGAUUUAGAUGGAAGCCCUAACGCAAUUGCAAUAGAAGAAGCAAUGGAAAGUUUCGAAUUUGAAAAAAAAAAUCAAGAAAUUACAAAUAUUUCACGAAAAAGUCUUAAUAGGUAUUCAAAUGAUGCAAAACAACUUAGAGAUACAUUAAAAUCAUAUUUUAACAGUCCAAUUGGAAAAAUUUCAUUUCAAGAAAUUUAUUGUUAUGGAACAAAAAGUAAUUAA
Messenger RNA from Melanaphis sacchari, 599 nucleotides. RefSeq lists its product as uncharacterized. NCBI's taxonomy places the organism in Eukaryota, Metazoa, Arthropoda, Insecta, Hemiptera, Aphididae. The record is from RefSeq and is a predicted model, not a curated record. The transcript has a single exon. The annotation marks the transcript as partial.